AACGUAAGGGGGCGUUGUACGUUUGGUCUUUACGUAACCAAAAUACUUUUUUUCUUGACAAAAUAGAUAUAAAAGCCAUGGAAUUUGUUUAGCUAAACAGACUCAAAUUUGUAGAUCACUCACUGUAAUCAAGGCGUAAAAAUAUAAACGAAAAGUUUCUCGAGUAACAGCAAUCAUGUUACGGAUUUUUGCCACUAUUCUCCUAAUUGGUUCCUUGUAUCACGUGACGGCACAGCGUCGACAAGAUCUAUGCGAAGGUUGUGUAAUGGUAAAUGGGGCCGGGUACAACGACCACCCUGAUUGUGACAAGUAUAUCCAGUGCCAUUACAACGACCAAAAUGUACUUGAAGGCGAAAUCAUGAACUGCGCAUUCGGAACACACUGGGAUAUGGGAAAUCUAACAUGUCUACCCAUUGGACAGACGGAAUGUAACAACGACCAAUGUAAAAACGAGGCUGAUGGCGUUUUGAAGCUUGCUCACACAAACUGUAGAGGUUACAUAAAGUGUAUGAACAAGAAAUCAGAAGUAAUGUGCUGCUCAUACAAUCAAAUUUAUAUUCACGGAGUUGGAUGUGUUGAAGAUGUCGACGACAGGUGUAACGAUACAUGUCUUGGUGUUAGCGAGAGCAAACUGUAUCCUAAACAAUGUGACUUUGUCGAGGUUCCUAACAAUCCUACGAUGUUUAAACUGUACGUCGCCGGCCAUGGACUGAUUGAUCAACAGUGUGCACCGGGCUCAUAUUUUAUUAAGGAAGCAUGCGCGUGUAUCGGUUUUACAAAGCCCAUUGUAACGAAACCUGUUUGCAAGCCCGAGAUCCAUUUACCAUUCACUAAAAAUCACGAGGACGAGUCAGGGAAUAGAAAUUACGUCUUCAAUGAUAAUGUUGAAAUUAAUAAUGGUGUCGCACGUUUCAACGGUGUCAAUAGCCGACUGGUUAUUCCUAGAUUUACCAACCUAGAACACAACACAGAAGUUGUCAUUAAGAUCAAGUACAGCUCAAAGCACGGAAACAUUACCGGGUUAGCACGUGCUCUAAUUUCUAACAGCGACUGUGGUAAUCUGCCUUCAGUUAUGGUUUCCGAGGAUAAAAGCAAUGUUUACUUCGGAGUUGGAACAGACAGAGUCUCAUUUGCGUAUACAUAUGUACCACAGACCCCAGCCGAUCCUUCUCAAAAAGUCGAGAAGAUUGCCACAUACAGGUUUGUCGGUGGUGAAUUAAUUGGUAGUAAUGGCGCUAAUACCGACAGCGUACCGGCUCCAGGAUAUUUGCACAAUGUGAGAUGCGCUAUCCAUAUUGGACACGCCGAAAAGCUUUUGCCAUUUGAUGGAGAUAUCGACGAAAUAUCCAUCUAUCUGUGUGACCCUGACAAACCAUAACUUUCUUAGAACUAUAUCGUCAUGUUAUCUAUGUCAUACAUGUUUUGAAUCAUGUUCUUUUUCUGCUUAGAAACAUUGAAAUCCUCCAAUCCUUAUUUAUUUCCAUGUCAAUAUAACGACUUUCUUUCGAUUAGACUAUUUUUUUCAAUUUCACCAUUUUUCUUCGGGUUGUCAUAAUAUUUUAACUUGAAUAUUGAGAAAUAAACUGAAGGAAACGUUGCAUA
Messenger RNA from Ruditapes philippinarum (Manila clam), 1602 nucleotides. RefSeq names its product protein PIF-like. The transcript is spliced from 2 exons. Gene Ontology annotation, molecular function: chitin binding. NCBI's taxonomy places the organism in Eukaryota, Metazoa, Mollusca, Bivalvia, Venerida, Veneridae. The record is from RefSeq and is a predicted model, not a curated record. Gene Ontology annotation, cellular component: extracellular region. The coding region runs from base 176 to 1378 and encodes 400 amino acids.